CCUUUUCUCUCAACCAUCAAACUCAUCAUCUUAUAUCUCCUGGUGUAUUGGCAGGUUGCUUUCGAGAAAGUUAUUAAGAGACAAACCUUUUCAGUUAUCUUGGACAUGCAACUUUACCCGUCCCUGGUUGCUUCGUGUUGUUGCGUCGUGGGGAUGUUCGCAAGUGGAGAAUGGAAGAGUUUGGAUAGGGAGAUAAGGGAAUACGAAGAUGGAAAAGUGUCUUAUGUGAUGGUUCUGUUUUGGACCGCCGUGACAUGGCAAAUAUCAUGUAUUGGUCUUUUUGGAUUGAUUUUUGAGGUGUCUUCGUUGUUCUCGAUUGUAAUAGAUACUAUGGAGUUGCCCAUCGUUCCCUUCCUUGCUGCUAUUUUCUUUCAUGACAAAAUCAACGCGAUGAAGGUUAUGGCUUUCGUAUUAGCUUUGUGGGGCUUUCUCUCUUAUGUUUAUCAACAAUAUCAGGACGACAAAAAAGCCAAGGCAGAUACAAAUACAAGUGAUGAUGAUGAUAAUUUUGUUGGGGGCUUGAGGUUACAAGGGGUUGAAGAAAUGAAGGAAUUACAGACCAACUGUUUGUGAAGUUAAUUAUAGCAAUCUCUUUUGCUAUUGAGCUGAGACACGGGCCUCGACAAUGGUGGAUGUUGUAAUGUUGUCGUUUUGUCUGUGUUGUUUUGUCUAAUGUUGUAAUGUUGUCCUUUUGUG
This is a messenger RNA of Glycine soja, 696 nucleotides long. Its product is annotated as probable purine permease 10. Gene Ontology annotation, molecular function: purine nucleoside transmembrane transporter activity. The record is from RefSeq and is a predicted model, not a curated record. Gene Ontology annotation, cellular component: membrane. Bases 106 to 573 code for a protein of 155 amino acids. Lineage: Eukaryota; Viridiplantae; Streptophyta; Magnoliopsida; Fabales; Fabaceae. The transcript has a single exon.